Molecule: messenger RNA, 2741 nt
Organism: Motacilla alba alba
Lineage: Eukaryota; Metazoa; Chordata; Aves; Passeriformes; Motacillidae
Product: mas-related G-protein coupled receptor member H-like
Exons: 3
Coding region: 1628-2560 (310 amino acids)
Biological process (GO): G protein-coupled receptor signaling pathway
Cellular component (GO): membrane
Molecular function (GO): G protein-coupled receptor activity
Source: RefSeq, a predicted model, not a curated record
GGAUGGGAAUUGGGACUGAUACCAAAAUCAGCCUUAAUAAACUUUCAUUAAAAAAAAUUGGAAGCAUUAGUAAGCAGGAAUUCUUUACCGCCAAAGGACACACUGAAGGUUCUCUCCAUAUUUCUGCUUGGGGUGAGACUUUACAACAGGGGUUUUAUCCAUCAUAAACACACAGAGUUAUUAAAGUGUCUUUCUUAUCUAAUAUACAAACAUCACUUUCCUCGAAUUUGUUUCCAUGCAUCCACCUCCUUCUCAAAGUCCUCUCCUGAUCCUGGAGGAUCAUUCGGAGGGGUCUCUGCUGGUUGUAUUCACUGAGUGCUGUGAUAUUAAAGGUGACCUUGCCUUGAACUUUUCCUUUGGCCAUGUGCUCUUGCUUCUUCUUACAGAACUUGCCCCAGAACCACUGCAGGCCUCCAAAUCUGUUUCUGCACCAGCUCCAGCCAUGAUUACAAUCCUGUGUGAUCCUGAGGAGCACAUUGGAGCUGGGCUUUCCUCCUCCCUGCUGGGUCCUAGAACCCUAUGUCCAGGAGGAGCAGGGACACUGCCAGGGGUCCCUGGUGGAGCGGGGGAAGAUCGGGGCAGCUGGGGUGGAAAGAGGGCCCCGGGGACAGUCUGGGGUGUUGGAGGCGGUUUGGGAGGGGUCAGGAGAGGGUCGGAGCAGGUAGGAGGGGCUCUGGAUACCGGCAAUCCCAAAUCUCUCCACUGGAGGACAGCAGAGCCUGACAGGCCGCGCUCAAAGUGGGGAACAGCUCCGUAUGGGAAAGCUCUGGGAUGUGAUGGGAUGGAGUGAGGAUGGAGAGAGGGAUGGGAAUGGGGAUGGGGAUGAGAUAAGAUAGGACAGGAAGCAGCUGAGCUGUGCUUCCUCGGGCCCAGAGCAUGUUUUGGCAAUGAUCCUGGAGCCCUUCCCGGAAUGGGAGUUGUUUCUGAGAAGCAGCCAGCUGACUCACCAGCACUGCCUGCACUGCCAGCAUUCCAGUGCCACCAGCAGCACCAGCAUCCCUCUGCUGCUGGAGGGACAGUGACCUCUCAGGGAAGGGCAACGAAGAAUGGUAGAAACCUGUCUGGAGAAGGAAGGCAGUUGGAGAGUGGGACACUCUGCAGGGAAGGAGUGUUUCUCAUCAGGAAAAAAAUGCUAAGCCAAAGUGUUUCAUUUGGAUCUUUUGCCAAAAAUCACUUCCUCUGUAGAAAAAAAAAAAAUACACCCAGGAAAAAAAUCUCUGAGAAAGUGGAGUUCUGACAUAGCCAAAGAUGCAAUUUCUGUCUGUCCCAUGACUGCACCGAGUCAAGGGGGGUCAACAACAGGAUUGGGCACGGACAGCAGGAGGUGGGACGGGAGUGGGGAGCUCCUGGUGAUCUGGGCACUUUCUCCUUCAUGGCACUGACCUGGCAGGAGCCGCUUUAGGACAUGGAUCCCAAAGGAGCAAGAGGCACCAGGAAGCGCCGCUGAUCUGCACAGACCCCUUUGCCUGCUGCUGCCCCACAGGGAACAGGAGCCGCUUUAGGACAUGGAUCCCAAAGGAGCAAGAGGCACCAGGAAGCGCCGCUGAUCUGCACAGACCCCUUUGCCUGCUGCUGCCCCACAGGGAACAGCCAGGGCCACAUCCCACUGCCUGCCCAGCGUCCAUCCAUGGAGGGGACCACCGUGUCCCCAUCUCCUGCCUCACCCACUGAGGGAGACGAUCUCUGUGAUAUUGAUGUCACCGAUGUGGCUGUAGACAGUGUGACACUGCUCAUCUGCCUCUGUGGGCUGGCCGGGAACGGGGCUGUCCUCUGCCUUCUCCAAAGGAGACCCACCACCUGUUACAUCAUCAACCUGGCCUUCGCCAACUUCUCCUUCCUCCACUUCGCGGUCCUCUCCACCCUGCUCUACCUGCUGGAGGACGUGUCCUGCUCCACGAUCGUGCCCCUGGUGUUCCUGAGGGCGCUCUUCCCACUCCUGCUCUUCUCCUACAACCUGGGGCUGUACCUGCUGACAGCCAUCAGCAUUGACAGGUGCACAUCCAUCCUCUGCCUGCUCUGGUGCCGCAGCCACUGUCCCCAGCGGCUCUCCUGGGUGGUGUGUGCCCUGCUCUGGGCCCUCUCCAUCACUGUCAUCGUCACGAUGACUGCCCUGUGCCACUCUCAAGAGCACGAGCACUGCCAGGUGUCUCUCAUCACCAUGUACGCCCUCAACCUCUUCCUCUUUGCCCCAGCCAUGGUCAUUUCCAGCACAAUCCUCCUCAUUAAGGUCAAGUGUGUCUCCCAGCAGCAGCGACCCAAGAGACUCGACAUUGUUAUUUGCCACGCUGUGCUCUUCUUCCUCCUCUUUGCUCUCCCCCUCAGCCUCUCCAAUUUCCUGCAGCAGCUUGGCUACACCGUUGUGGCCUCCCAGGUGGUUUUCCUGCUCACCUGCAUCCACAGCACCGUCAUCCCCUUCAUCUGCUUCGUGGUGGGGAGGUGCUGGAGGCACUGCUCUGUGGAGUCCCUCCGGCUCUCCCUCCAGAGGGUCUUUGAGGAGCCAGAAGAAAACACUGCCCGCAGCGAUGAUCCUGCCAUGGACACAGACUUUCCAGCCUGUUGAUCCCUUCCACUGCUCUGCUGAAGGACCUUGGCAGAGUGGCUGAAGGUUUCCUUGAGUCACCUGAUCAAUAAAUAUCCAAUGGAUCACCCUCUCGGUGGUGCUGGAAUCCUGCAGAACGGAGCAGGGGCAGUGACAAGGGCCAUGUGGGAGGGAUGCUCUGCAGGAAGCACAUGGCAGCAUG